UCUGUUAUCCAAUAUAAGACAUAAAAGCUCAGAUUAAAUAUAAAUAUCAAGUAGUAGAAGGUAUAUUAGCAAGUAUACUAUAAAUGGAUUAUUAUUUGUCAAACAAUGUAAAAACAAACACCACUGACUCUUGAACUAUGCAGGGUUAAUGAGAGUAUAAAGUAAAAACAAGAUAGUGUUAAUCUAUCUUAUAACUAAUAUAUGUUUUAGUAUAAAUUUAAAGUCAUAUUUAAAAUCCCAUGAAUUUAGAGAAUAUUUAUCUUGACUACUUGUUUUUGUUUAGUUUUUGAUAAAUGGAUGUUAAACAGUUGAAAUUCAUCUGCAUCCUGAAGUUAACAUCUUUUAAAAUUACUUCUCCGUUAAAAAAAAUCAGCAGAAAUAUUACUAGGGUUACUAUAAUGAAAGAUAAAGAUACCAGGAGGAGUAAAGGGGUUGCAUUUAUUUUAUUUUUGGAUAAAGACUCUGCACAAAACUGUACCAGGGCAAUAAACAACAAACAGUUAUUUGGUAGAGUGAUAAAAGCAAGCAUUGCUAUUGACAAUGGAAGAGCAGCUGAGUUCAUCCGAAGACGAAACUACUUUGAUAAAUCUAAGUGUUAUGAAUGUGGAGAAAGCGGACACUUAAGUUAUGCCUGUCCUAAAAAUAUGCUUGGAGAACGUGAACCUCCAAAGAAGAAAGAGAAAAAGAAAAAAAAGAAAACUCCUGAACCAGAAGAAGAAAUUGAAGAAGUAGAAGAAAGUGAAGAUGAAGGGGAAGAUCCUGCUCUUGACAGCCUCAGUCAGGCUAUAGCUUUCCAGCAAGCCAAAAUUGAAGAAGAACAAAAAAAAUGGAAACCCAGUUCAGGAGGUCCUUCAACAUCAGAUGAUUCAAGACGCCCAAGGAUAAAGAAAAGCACAUACUUCAGUGAUGAGGAGGAACUUAGUGAUUAAAAAUAUAUAUAUUAUGUAAAUAUCAUUAAAAAACUUUUUUUAAGUCUUGGCGUACCAAGUUCCCUUGGGAUUAAAAAUUACUUUUAGAGUUUGAACAUAAGAACACUUAGUACCAAAUACUUUUUUACUUUAGAUAGUUGAUAGGAAAUGGUAAUUUUAUAGUAUCAUGUUUAUCUUGCAUCAAGAUUUGCUAAUAAUCAUUAAUCUUUAAAAUAGUUCAUUUGAAUAAAAAAGAAAAUGUAAUACUAUCAUAACAAUGCUAUCCCAAGAAGAAAGUGAAAGUCGCUCAGUCGUGUCUGACUCUUUGUGAACCCGUGGACUAUACAGCUCAUGGAAUUCUCCAGGCCAGAAAUACUGGAGUGGGUAGCUUUUCCCUUCUCCAAGGGAUCUUCCCAACCCAGGGAUCGAACCCAGGUCUCCCGCAUUGCAGGCGUAUUCUUUACCAGCUAAGCCAGAAAGGUAGAUAGUAAAAAGAUUUGAGAAGUUCAUUAUAAAAGUUUAUUCAUGAUUGGUUUAUAUAAGAACUUUUGAAAUUUCAUCUUUAAAACAAAAACUUCAUAAAGACUGUGGAAAGUUUGGAGUGAUUUAUUGUUAUUCAUGUUAAUAAAGUUUUCUCAAGAGACCUUA
Messenger RNA from Dama dama (fallow deer), 1556 nucleotides. It is a transcript of the gene ZCRB1, whose product is annotated as zinc finger CCHC-type and RNA binding motif containing 1. NCBI's taxonomy places the organism in Eukaryota, Metazoa, Chordata, Mammalia, Artiodactyla, Cervidae. Bases 294 to 929 code for a protein of 211 amino acids. The record is from RefSeq and is a predicted model, not a curated record. Gene Ontology annotation, molecular function: RNA binding; zinc ion binding. The transcript has 6 exons. Gene Ontology annotation, cellular component: U12-type spliceosomal complex. Gene Ontology annotation, biological process: mRNA splicing, via spliceosome.